AUGAGGCGCGGAGCGGCCGCGGAGGCCCCGGAGGGGCGGCGGGGCCUGGCCCCGGCCCUCAACGACACCCGGCCCGACGCCGAGGAGCGGAUCGCCGCCCGCCGCCGCCGGAUCGCCGCCCGCCUCGAUGCCCAGCGCCGGGAGGCCCUUGGAGAAAAUGCAGAGCCGGAGAUGGCUGAGGAGGAGGAAGAGCAGAGAAGGAGCCACAAGCAGAUUGAGGACAGUGGUCAGAAGCUGGCCAAGUUGCUCUUCGAUGGCAUGCAGAUGGUGACAAAUAUCCAGGUAGCUGCUGACUUGAGGGAAACGAAGAGGAGGGCAGAGGAGGCAGAGCUGAAACUGCAGAGGCUAGAGAAGCUGGAGGAUGAAGCCAAGUCAAGCACAUGCAAGUUUGAGGAGAUCACUUCCAAGUGGGCCUUGGCCAAGGAGAUGACAGUCCCUCAGGAGCUGUGGCAGCUGCUGAACCACCAGCAGCAGGAGUGCACACAGCUUCUGGAGGAGAAGAACAGGCUCAUUGGUGAACUGCAGCAGGAGCUGAAAAACAAAGAUGAGCAGUAUGUGCAGGCCAUUAAGGAGCAGUCGGAUGAUAUCCACCUGCUUUUGGAGAGAAUGGAGGAACAGAUCAGGCUCAUGCUGAAAACAUACCGUCACAAACUCCUACAGAUUGAGAAAGCUUUUGAGCUUGAACGGCGAGAGCUGCUGGAAGACAACAGGAAGAAGUGGGAGGAAGCUAUCCAGGCCCACAAUGCACGGGAGCUGGAGCACCUUCAUGACCGUGUGAGGAAGGCAGAAGAAUUUGAGAAACAACUGGAUAGGCUGCGAGUGCAGGAUGAAGAGAAGUACAACAGCAUGAAGAUGCAGCUAGAGAAUGAUGUUCAGAACCUGGAGAGGCAGCUCCAACAGGUGAAAGCUGUCUAUCACCUGAAUCAGGAGAAGCUGGAGUACAAUCUUCAGGUGCUUAAGAAGCAGGAUGAGGAGAACACCAUCAUCAGAUCCCAGCAGAAGAGGAAGCUCAACCGGCUCCACAGUCUGCUCAAUAACCUGAGAACCAAAAUGGCCAGGCAAGAGAAGCAGUUCAGAGAGGAGAACCAGAGCCUGGCAGCUGACUGUGCGCGCAUCACGGGGCAGUGCCAGGAGGUACAGAGGAGAAUGAGGCACUUUGCUGUCAGCAGCGCCGAGAGGUUCACAGAGAUUUGGCUUAUGAACGAGGAGGAAGCCAAAGGGCUGAUGAGGAAAGCCCUGGAUGCAGAUCGCAUCAUUCACACCCAGCAGCUGGGGCUGCCCUGGGAAGAGCCUUCUUACUGGUUCCUCAACAAUGUUGGCCCCCCAGGGCAUUACAAGUCGAAGAGGAUGGCAAGCAAGUUGGCUGCAGAGGUCCUGGCAGAGAGCAGCUGUAGCGGGCAGGAGGAGGAAGGGAGUAAGCAGGAGAAGGAAGAAGUGGGCAGUAGAGAAGGAGAAGACAACACAGUAAAUGUUGAGGACAGAGUCUCAGCUCUGCGAAACAUCUCCAAGAAGACAGCCAAGAAGAUCCUGGAGCUCGUGAGCGACGAGUCGGGCUUCCUCAUGGAGAGCAGGCUGCUGAAGCCCCUGCGUGCACUGGGGAGGCAUGAGCGUACUCUCAUGAAGCUCAACUCCAUCUUUGCAGCCCUCGAGAUCAACAGUGAAGAUGACCUGUACCAGCUGCUGGAUUUUUUCCUGCAGUACAAAGCCCAGGAGGUUGCUGUCAGCCAGAGCCAGGCCAGCCUAAGUGAAGAAGAUGCCCUGGAUCCAGCUGAGGACAGAGGGGAUGGUGGAUUUAGUACCCAGAGAGAGCUCAGAUCCCCACAGAGCUCACCAGGCUCCCUUCCAGCCACGUACAUCCAUGCUGAUGAUGUCCUAAAGAUCCUGAAAGUGUUUGUGAGGGAUUUUGACAAACUGAGGGAGGAGGAGAUACCAGCAAAGGAGGCUCUGCAGAUCCGAGACAGCUCCAAGGACGAGGAGUACUGGGAAGCUCUGGCACACGUUAUCCCAGAGCCAACGUUGAAGCUGUGGGAUGCACUGGCAGUGGCACUAGAGGAAUAUCAUAAGGUCCUGUCACAUAGGGCCACCCUGCUCACCGAAACUGCUGUCCUGCAGCAAGAGAACUCGGAGCUGUACCUGUUGCUGGAGGAAUACCUCAGCUCCAGGGAGAACAACAGGCUGCUCUGCCCUCCCAUUAAGUGGAUGGACCUGCCCCAAGCCAGCCCCAGACAACCACAGUGA
Molecule: messenger RNA, 2238 nt
Organism: Colius striatus (speckled mousebird)
Lineage: Eukaryota; Metazoa; Chordata; Aves; Coliiformes; Coliidae
Gene: DRC1
Product: dynein regulatory complex subunit 1
Exons: 17
Coding region: 1-2238 (745 amino acids)
Biological process (GO): regulation of cilium movement; axonemal dynein complex assembly; cilium-dependent cell motility
Cellular component (GO): axoneme; axonemal dynein complex
Source: RefSeq, a predicted model, not a curated record